Messenger RNA from Impatiens glandulifera, 2297 nucleotides. Its product is annotated as myristoylated alanine-rich C-kinase substrate-like. The coding region runs from base 245 to 1828 and encodes 527 amino acids. The transcript is spliced from 7 exons. NCBI's taxonomy places the organism in Eukaryota, Viridiplantae, Streptophyta, Magnoliopsida, Ericales, Balsaminaceae. Gene Ontology annotation, biological process: regulation of DNA-templated transcription. Gene Ontology annotation, molecular function: DNA binding; DNA-binding transcription factor activity. The record is from RefSeq and is a predicted model, not a curated record.
CCACCACCUUCUCUUCUUCUUCAAACAGGUCAUAAAUUGUAAUGACGAUGACGAAUUGGACGAUUUACAAAAGGUGGUAAAUGCUAAUUGAGCGACAUCUCUUCCGACCAUUCGCCAAAGUUGCCACCUUUCAUUGAUUCACCCACUUCCAUCUUGUUGAAAUUGGCUGAAACACAGUCGAUUUUCCCGAUUUACGUGCCUCUCUUCUUCUCUCUAUCAGUCGUGAUCCUGGUUUGAAUUGGCCAUGGUGAGCUUACGAAGACGUAGGCUCUUGGGACUCUCCUCUGGUACAGGCCAGGGUUCCUCCUUCGGUCCACUUCCUGCAAAUUCUGAGAGUGGAAAUGGAGCACCGAACAAAAGUCCGGUCAGUACUCCUACCUACCUUAAUGACUUCAAUAUGGAGCAGAAAGAGUCUGCUGUUUCUAAAGAGAGACCCCAGUCAUCGAAUUCCUAUGCAUAUGAUUCUACUGGCUCAUCAAAGGGGAUGACAGGCGAAGAAUAUCCAGUUAAACGGAGAAAGAGGCAUCCGCGAAAACAUUAUGGAAACCAAGAACCGGGCUUGAUGAAAGGUGUCUAUUUCAAGAAUAUGAAAUGGCAAGCUGCUAUAAAAGUGGACAAGAAGCAGAUACACUUGGGAACAGUUGGUUCACAAGAAGAAGCUGCUCAUUUGUAUGACAGGGCUGCUUUCAUGUUCGGGAGGGCACCGAAUUUUGAACUCCCUGAGGAAGAAAAGCAAGAACUUAGGAAAGUCAACUGGGAGGAGUUCUUAGCCAUGACUCGUACUAUGAUCGCUAGCAAAAAGUACAAGAGACGAGCCAAGGGAGAUCUGCUACUGAAGUCCAGUGAGCCUUCUCUUAACAACAGUGAUCAGGAAAGCAAUAAUGUUGUUUCCCCAUAUGCUGCAUCAGAAGAAGGCAAUAAUGGUGUUUCCCCUGCUGCUGCUGCUGCAGAAAUAGAAGAAGUAAGAAGCAAAAAUAGUGUUUUCCCUGCUGCUACUACUGCAGAAAUAGAAGAAGCAAGAGACAAAAAUGGUGUUUCCCCUGCUGCUGCUACUGCAGAAAUAGAAGGAGGAGGCCAAAAUGUUGUUUCCCCUGCUGCUGCUGCAGAAAUAGAAGAAGAAGCAGGAGGCAAAAAUGUUGUUUCUCCUGCUGCUGCAGAAAUAGAAGAAGAAGCAGGAGGCAAAAAUGUUGUUUCCCCUGCUGCUGCUGAAAUAGAAGAAGAAACAGGAGGCAAAAAUGGUGUUUCCCCUGCUACUGCUGUUGCAGAAAUAGAAGAAGCAGCAGGAGGCAAAAAUGGUGUUUCCCCUGCUGUUGCUGCUGAUGCAGAAAUGGAAGAAGCAGCAGAAGGAGGCGAAAAUGGUGUUUCCCCUGCUGUUGCUGCUGAUGCAGAAGUAGAAGAAGCAGCACAAGGAGGCAAAAAUGGUGUUUCCCCUGCUGUUGCUGCUGAUGCAGAAUUGGAAGAAGCAGCAGAAGGAGGCGAAAAUGGUGUUUCCCCUGCUGUUGCUGCUGAUGCAGAAGUAGAAGACGCAGCACAAGGAGGCAAAAAUGGUGUUUCCCCUGCUGUUGCUGCUGAUGCAGAAAUGGAAGGAGUAGCAGAAGGAGGCAAAAAUGGUGUUUCCCCUGCUGUUGCUGCUGAUGCAGAAAUGGAAGAAGCAGCAGAAGGAGGCAAAAGUGGUGUUUCCCCUGAUGCUGAGGCAGAAAUAGAAGAAGCAGCAGAAGGAGGCAAAAGUGGUGUUUCCCCUGCUGCUGCUGCAGAAAUAGAAGGAGAAGGCAAAAAUGGUGUUUCCCCUGCUGCUGCCCUGUUGCAGAAAAAGAAGAAGAAGCAGUAACAUCUUCUGUCUCUUAAAACAAAUUUAUUUAAAUUUGGAAGCAGCCCUCUUAAUCUCUUCAACAAAAUAAAAAACUCGAAAGUUUAAACGCUGUUUCCAAUUGGGGCGUUCUCUAAACAACUUAUACUGGACCCCUUUAGACAGACAGAUAGAAAAACGGUUUAUCAUAUCAUACAUAACAGCAGCAACAAUUGAUAUACUUUUUUCAUUUCAAUUGACAACUUAUAUGGAAGACAUUCAUUAUAUUGCAUCUUAAUCUUAAUCUUAAACCUAGACAAUCUGAAUCUCGACUUGAGGGAGAUCAAGUUGAUGAAUUUGUAUAUCAUAUGAAGUUUUUCAAAUAUAGAAUUACAGGGCAAUGUAUGAGUCAUAUAUAUGUCAACCCUAAUAUGACUUGAAUGGUUAUAUGUUUAUUAUAAGUUUCAAAUUGGCAUUAUUAAGAUAGGUAUAUAUCUGACUCAUGAUUUCA